CACAAUCAUAAACUAACAUCAUAUAUAUAUAUAUAAAACCCUGACUAUCAGGCGAAAAUCGAAACCCUAAACAACAUUCUCAAUUCAGGGUUACAUUUUCGGCCGCCUUCCACAGUUGAUUCUCAUUUUCUCCAAGAUUCAAUCAUGGCGGAUGUUGAAGGUGAUGUUGCGGUUGCUGGAGUGCCAAAGAAAAGAACGUUUAGGAAAUUCAGUUACAGAGGAAUCGAUCUCGAUGCUCUCCUGGAUUUGAACACUGAUGAAUUAGUCAAGCUUUUCCCUGCUCGUGUUCGUAGAAGGUUGUCGAGGGGUUUGAAGCGCAAGCCUAUGGCUCUCAUCAAGAAGCUUCGAAAAGCUAAACGUGAUGCUCCAGCUGGUGAGAAACCUGAGCCUGUUCGUACCCACCUCCGCAACAUGAUCAUUGUUCCUGAGAUGAUCGGAAGUGUUAUUGGUGUGUACAAUGGAAAAACCUUCAACCAGGUUGAAAUCAAGCCCGAAAUGAUUGGCCAUUACUUGGCUGAGUUCUCCAUCUCAUACAAGCCCGUGAAGCACGGUAGACCUGGUAUUGGUGCUACCCACUCUUCAAGGUUCAUCCCUCUAAAGUGAGAAUAUGUUGUCAAAAUCUCAGUUUAUAGAACUCCAAAUUAGGAUUUCGUGCGUCUUUUUUGCGAGCUUCUGACUCUUAAAAGGAUACUAUGGAUUUUUGUAGUUUCUUUUACCUGUUGGACGAUAUUUGUUAUUUUGCCAAUGAAGUACCGUUGAGCUUAUCUUGAUCAA
Amaranthus tricolor (Joseph's coat) is the source of this 774-nucleotide messenger RNA. Its product is annotated as 40S ribosomal protein S15-4. Gene Ontology annotation, cellular component: cytosolic small ribosomal subunit; ribosome. The transcript is spliced from 4 exons. Gene Ontology annotation, molecular function: structural constituent of ribosome; RNA binding. Gene Ontology annotation, biological process: translation; ribosomal small subunit assembly. Lineage: Eukaryota; Viridiplantae; Streptophyta; Magnoliopsida; Caryophyllales; Amaranthaceae. The coding region runs from base 145 to 603 and encodes 152 amino acids. The record is from RefSeq and is a predicted model, not a curated record.